Symbiodinium necroappetens is the source of this 3642-nucleotide messenger RNA. Lineage: Eukaryota; Dinophyceae; Suessiales; Symbiodiniaceae. The record is from the annotation of a GenBank genome assembly.
GUGAACCCCGCUGAUUUCUUGAUCGACUUGAUAUCGGUGCACACUGGUGGACCUGAAGCGGAGCAGGACCGUCAGAGGAUAAGAAGGCUGGCGGGCGCCAUGGUGGUUUCAGAGGCGGUGCCGGCUCAAGGCAAAGGAGAAUCUUCAGAUGUUUCACGUCUUGGUGGACUUCAUGGCUUCCACCUUCUUCUUAGAAGAGCUUGGCUGCAAACCUCUCGAGACAAGGCCACGAAUUUGUCCCGCCUGCUGGCCACUGCCGGGCUAGGCUUGAUCUUUGGCGCCCAGUUCGGAUACUUCGGAGAAGAGAUGACCGCCGUUGGUGUUACUUCACGUGUUGGAUUGCUGUCCUUCGGUUCCAUCUCGAUGGCCUUUAUCGGUGAGAUGAGAGCCUUGGAUCAGUUCGCGAAGGAGAAGAAGGUGGUCGGGCGAGAGCGAGCUGCUGGCUACUACAAUGGAUUUACGUAUCUCUGCGCCAAAGCCGUGGCCGAGCUGCCGUCAGAUGCCUUGUUUGCUUGCUUCUUUGCACUGAUGGUGCAUCUCCGUUGUGGUCUCCGGACACCGUUCAUAGCAUUGGCAGCAGUUUACUCACUGGUGGCACUCGUCUGUGCGGCUCUCGGACUCGCGAUAGGGGCAGCUAUUCCUAAUGGAGAGCGGGCAAUGACUGCUGGCAUCCCCGUCAUGACCGUGCACAUGUUGACUGGUGUCAUUGACCCAGCGGGCGGUGCUGCAGCAUCACCCAGCGCUUCAAUGAUCGCUUUGCGAAGCAUCUCGCCAAUCCGCUAUGCCAUCGAGGCACUAGACUCGACCCGCCGCCCGAGGAGAACCAUGGCGGGAAACUUCAAUCUUCAGCGGAUCCUGGGGAACAUGCCAGGUAUGGCAGGUGGUGGUCAGCAGCCACAGGAAGAUGCUUCCUUAACAGACACCGCCGAGCAGGUCUACAUUUCUUCUCUGGCUUUGCUGAAGAUGUUGAAGCACGGCCGCGCUGGAGUUCCAAUGGAGGUUAUGGGCCUUAUGCUCGGGGAAUUCAUUGAUGACUACACCGUACGCGUAGUGGAUGUCUUCUCGAUGCCGCAGUCAGGAAACAGCGUGAGCGUCGAGGCGGUAGACCCGGUGUUCCAAGCCAAGAUGCUGGACAUGCUAAAGCAAACGGGUAGGCCGGAAAUGGUGGUUGGCUGGUACCACUCUCACCCUGGCUUCGGGUGCUGGUUCUCGGGCACGGACAUCAACACCCAACAAAGCUUCGAGCAGUUGAACCCCCGGGCAGUGGGUGUGGUGGUGGAUCCCAUCCAGUCCGUGAAGGGUAAGGUCGUGAUCGACUGCUUCAGGCUUAUCAACCAUCAGAUGCUAAUGCUGGGGCAGGAGCCCAGGCAGACGACAUCCAACAUUGGCCACCUGAACAAGCCCAGCAUUACUGCUUUGAUCCAUGGUCUGAACCGCCACUACUACUCCAUCGCAAUCAACUACCGAAAAAACGAUUUGGAGCAGAAGAUGCUGCUAAACCUCGGAAAGAAGAAGUGGCAGGACGGAUUGAAGCUCACCAACUUCGACACGCACGAGGGUGAUAAUGAGAAGACGGUGAAGGAGAUGCUAGACCUCACUGAGAAAUACAACAAAGUGAUUCAGGAGGAGUUCAAGAGUACUGAAGACGAGUUUGUCGUCAAUCAGGCCGGCAAGAUCGACGCCAAGAAGAGGCUUGAGCGUGACAUUGAGGAGAUCAUGAACAACAAUAUCCUGCAGUCCUUGGGGUGCAUGUUGGCCACGGUGGCCCUGUGUCGGCAAGAACUGGAAGGAGCGGCGCUCGCUCCAAAUCCACACGAGGUCACACUGGAAGAGUUGGAGAAGCGCCUUGCGGCCAUUGAAAAAUCCUUGGAAGCCGACGGCGGCGAAGGCGGCGUCCUUCCAUCGCGGAAAACAGGUGGUGAUGCUCAGAUCAUGAAGAAGGUGGCGACGAGACUACAGGACUUCGAGUCGCAAAUCACAGCGCAACUGGCGAACCUCCAAACGGACUUUGACAAAAAACUUUCUCAUGUCAACCGCGGGGCUGCCGCCACGAAGCCAGUGGAUGGUGCAGGCGGAGCUGCUGGACUGGAUACCAUGGCGGAGGAUCUGGACCAGCUGAAAUACGACGUCGGAGAGCUGAAGGAUUUGCUAGGCAACAACAAAGGCGAAGUCAAUCACAUCCGCCGCAUCGUGCUGGCAUGUGAGCGUGACAUGGAGGACUUCACUGCUGCAAUGGAUGCCGUCAAUGUCGACCUUGACGAGAUGCGGGCCCGUGUUGAUGCCACACAUUCCAUCAUCACCAGCAGGCAGCGUGUGGAGGCCACGAUGACAGCCGAGAUCUCGACUAUGCGCCUCGACAUCGGUGAUAUUCAAGAAGCACUGAAGAACCACGACUCGUGGAUGGAGGAUGUCUCCAACACCCUCCAGCAGAUGCAGGAGAAGGAAGAAAACUUGACCGAGGAUAUCAUCAACCUCAAGAAUGAGAUGAACACCAAGUUGGACACGAAGGUGGACAAUGUUGCCUGGAAGGAAGCCAACGAUGAUUUGGAUGCUGCGAUCAAGACUGUCCGUGACAUGGUCUCGUCUCUUCGCCUGGACGUGGAUGCCAGGCGCCGCAAGGUGGACGAGAUCCUCGCAACCAUCAGGCAUGAUAUCACGGCGGUCGAGACCAACUUGGAGGAGUCCAAGGCCAAGAUCACGAGUGACACAGACCAGGCAGUCAACGCGCUUAAUGGUCGAAUUGACUUUACGAACAAGGAUCUGGCAGCCACGCAAGAGAGCCUGCACACGACGCAGAACUCUCUGAGCGACUGCUUCAACGAGGUGGCCGUGGUGCGCAGUGACCUGGAAAGAAAUGUGGCCGAUACAGAAGCCCGAUUGAAGAACGACAUUCGCCAGAAGCAGCAGGAGGCCUUCGAGAAGAUCGGUGCGGUGGAACAGCAGGCGGAGCUCCGGAGUGCGGAAGCCUCCCGCCGCCUGGGAGCCUUGGAUCUCCGCAUGAGUGGGGUGCAAGGAGGACUGGGAGAGCACAAGCGCGACAUCCUCAAGCUGCGGGAGGAGGUGAAUGGGCUCACCGUGAAAAGUGCUUCUCACGAAGUGGACAUUCAGAAGAAUAGUGAUGCAGUCCGAAAGAUGGAGAAGCAGCGAAACAUGGAUGAACAGAAUUGGAAAGCACAAAUGGAUGCGGUGCAUGAUGUCUUGGACACGAAGGUGAACGAGAAGCCUUUUGAGGAUUUGAAGCAUUGCACGGCUGCGCUGACUCGUGGUGUGGUCAAGUUUGCCCAGGUGGUUGGAGUCUUCCCCGGCCCCAAGUUCGAUGAUGCAGAAGGUGCUGAUCAAGGUGAAGCUGAUGUUGAGCUCUUGGGCUGGGAGGAGUGCGCGGAGAACAUGUCUUUCCGUGUCGACAAAGCAUGGCGCCAACGCUGUUCCCAACGUUUCCGUAACAUCUUGGAUAUGGUUGCAAAGAAAGCUGACCACAGCGUUCUUCGUCUCUUGCAGAUUUCCCAGCAGCACAUUGAGUCACAGCUGGAGCGCGUGAAGCACGAGCGUGAGCUUUGGAAGGAAGUGGUGGAACGUCGACAGCAGCAGCCGUUGCAGCUGGCUCUCUCAAUGAAGGAGCAACCACAAGCUGGCACAUCGUAG